Molecule: messenger RNA, 1467 nt
Organism: Etheostoma spectabile (orangethroat darter)
Lineage: Eukaryota; Metazoa; Chordata; Actinopteri; Perciformes; Percidae
Product: epsin-1-like
Biological process (GO): endocytosis
Cellular component (GO): endosome; clathrin vesicle coat; plasma membrane
Molecular function (GO): clathrin binding; phospholipid binding
Source: RefSeq, a predicted model, not a curated record
AUGACGUCCUCUAUGCUCCGCAGACAGCUGAAGAACCUGGUCCAGAACUACUCCCGAGCUGAGGUCAAGGUGAGAGAGGCGACGUCUAAUGACCCGUGGGGCCCAUCCAGCACUCAGAUGGCAGACCUGUCUGAUCUGACCUAUGUGGUGGCCUGCAACGAGAUCAUGACAAUGCUCUGGAAGCGCCUUAAAGACGACAAGAACUGGAGACACAUUCACAAGUCCCUGACACUGCUGGAGUACCUGUUAAAGACCGGGGACGAUCGUGUGCUCCUGAAAAUGAAAGACAACAUCUACAUCGUCAAAGCCCUCACAGAGUAUCGCUUUGUAGAAAAAGAUGGCAAAGAUCAGGGUGGAAAUGUGAGAGAGAAGGCCAAAGUUGUCCUUGUUCUUAUGGAGGAUGAUGAGAAACUAAAGGAGGAGAGAGACUUUGCCCUCAAGACCAGAGAGAAGACUUCCAAAGGUUCUGCUGCCUCAUCCACGGAUGCCGUCACGGAUCCUAACUACAAGCCAGUCUACGUUCCCGGGACCUCAGGGCUUCCAUCCUUAGACAACAUACCCUCAGUGGCUGACUUGGCUGCUUCCUUCGCUGCCCGCAAAGAGGAGCGUCUUAAACAGGAAGCGGAGAAGAAAGACGCAGAGAGGAGGGCUAAAAUGAGUGAAGAGGAGCUGAAAUGGGAGGAUGCCGGGAAAGGCAAUGACGCAAAAGGGGGUGCCUGGGGAGGUGAAAAAGCAGAGAAGAAGGAGGAGGAGGAGGAGGUGAAAGAACCUAAAGAGGCCACAGAUCCAUGGGGCACAUCAGCAAAACCUGACACAAAGGCUACCACUGAUCCUUGGGGUGCUCCAGCUAAAACUAAAGAAGAUCCAUUUUCAGCGGCAAAAACGGUUGAAAAUUCAUUUGCUGCUCCAAAGAAUGAAGAAGAUCCAUUUGCAGCCCCAAAAGAUGACCCGUUCAACACCCCAAAAGAUAGUUCAGACCCCUUCAAUGCACCCAAAGACAAGGAGGAUCCAUUUGCUGCACCACAAAAUAAACCAGAUCCCUUCAGUUUGUCUAACAAUGAUUCGUUCAACGCCCCAAAGGAUGAUCCCUUCAACGCCCCAAAGGAUGAUCCCUUCAACGCCCCAAAGGAUGAUCCCUUCAACGCCCCAAAGGAUGACCCCUUCAACGCCCCAAAGGAUGACCCCUUCAACGCCCCAAAGGAUGAUCCCUUCAACGCCCCAAAGGAUGAUCCCUUCAACGCCCCAAAGGAUGAUCCCUUCAACGCCCCAAAGGAUGAUCCCUUCAACGCCCCAAAGGAUGAUCCCUUCAACGCCCCAAAGGAUGAUCCCUUCAACGCAGCCAAAGGAUGAUCCCUUCAACGCAGCAAAGGAUGAUCCCUUCAACGCCCCAAAGGAUGAUCCCUUCAACGCUCCAAAGCGCGAUCCUUUUAAUGCCCCAAAUGAUGACCCAUUCAGUACCCCAAGAGA